Messenger RNA from Dinoponera quadriceps, 6638 nucleotides. Its product is annotated as protein pangolin, isoforms A/H/I/S. Gene Ontology annotation, molecular function: RNA polymerase II cis-regulatory region sequence-specific DNA binding; DNA-binding transcription factor activity, RNA polymerase II-specific. The transcript is spliced from 10 exons. Gene Ontology annotation, cellular component: beta-catenin-TCF complex. NCBI's taxonomy places the organism in Eukaryota, Metazoa, Arthropoda, Insecta, Hymenoptera, Formicidae. The record is from RefSeq and is a predicted model, not a curated record. Gene Ontology annotation, biological process: canonical Wnt signaling pathway; regulation of transcription by RNA polymerase II. The coding region runs from base 222 to 3707 and encodes 1161 amino acids.
UUGACGGUCGCGUCGCGGCCGCUCGCUCAGUCAUCGCUCGGUUGUAGGCGAUGCCGCCGCGCCGUAGAUGAGCUCGCGCGCGCGCGCGCUCUCGCACGAAGAGCGCGAGCUCCUCGGGAAAUCGUGAACUCGUCGUUCACCGCGUGCGUCUGGUGAUUCGGUGUCGGCCCCGUGUUCCUCCUGCUACCACCAGCCCGUGGAUCGCGCGUGGGAAUCGCGCAAUGUCGCCUCGAGGUGGCAAGUGCGCGCGUGUCGGCAAGGUGGCCAGCAAGGGGCGCCAAACGCGCGCUCAGCACGCCUCUCUGGAAACGACGACGACGACGACAAUGUCGACGACGACGACGAUUACGACGACGGCGACGAUGGUGACGACAAGCGGGACGGCGAUGGCGACGUCGGCGAUGAUGACGUCAAGCGGAACGGCAGUCGCGGCGACGAGAAUGGACAAGCCCGCGGUAACGACGGCGUGCGAGGGUCGAUCGCAUUGGUCGGGGCGCAUGCGCCAGUCCCUGGAGAGCAGCUCCGAGCCCCGUGAAAACGGUACCCCGGUGCUGCAUCGUUACCCGGAGAGGCAGCGACGGCGAGAGAGACACGGCACCGGUAGGAAGCAUCGACCGGCGCGGAACAACGGCUCCUCGUGCUCGUCGACCUCGUUGUCGUCGCCGCCCGCGCUCUCCUCGCCGUCCUCCUGCGCGUCCUCGCGCCGAUCGACCUCGCCGCCCUCCAGCACCUCGUCGCCGGCGCGCUCCUCCACUUCCACCGCGUCGACGGUAGCGAGCGACCCGUUGGCGAUCAAAGCGGAGGACGUGCCGAUCGAGCACGCGGCCGGGAUCGGGAAGCAAGAAGCGGGCACGAGUCAGGACGCCGAGGAAACCAACAGGCCGGAGCACAACAACAGGACCGUCCAUGGAGUCGCGGAGACGACGGCAUCGGCGCCUACCUCGUCCACCAUCGUCUCCUCCUCGUCACCGUUCCCCUCCCCCGUGUCCACUUCGUCGGCGUCCUGCCGGACGUCGACGCCGCGCGGCUACUGCGACGUCGCGCACGCGUCCUCGUCCGCCCUCGAGAGGCUGAGGAGCACCCUGGAGAGCUACGAUCGCAGCCGCAUAUACCUCGCCCACGUCUGCUACCUGGAUUGGCGGGAUCUGCCAGGUAAACGGCGCGACACGAGGAGCAGCGAGCGGGUGUGGGUGGUGGGGGCCGCGGAUCACGAGGGCCACCAUCGGACGCGGUUGUUGGUCGCCGGUCGCCACUGGCGGCCACGUUGCCUGCGGAAGGUCAACAUGCUGAGUCAACCGGUGGUCUACGCCGGCGGCGGCAGGGGUUCCUUGACCGCCGACCUCUUCCUCUGGUGGUUCCACCACGAGUUCGCGGUGACGGCGAUGGCGAUGCACCCGGACGGCGCGGUGCUGGUGGCCGAGAGCGCCGAUUACCUGCCGCCAGAGGGUGACUGCGUCGCCGCGGACGGCCUGGUGCGGCUCUUCGUCGUGCCGAAAGACUGCAUGGAGACGCGACUGGUGGUCCGCGAGCUCAGGGUGCGACUGGCCACCGGCGUGCUCUCGAGGGCGCGUUGCGGCCUCUACCGCGAUAACCUCGCCGCGGAGGAGGCCGAGCGUCACCGGCUGGACGCCUACCUGAGGAGGUUCACGCUGAAGGAGGCGUUCGCGGACCUCCACCGCGCCUGGCUCAGCGUCCGCUCGGAGACGUUCGCCCGCAGCUGGACGCUGCCGCGCGAACGCGAGGACCACCCGCUCGCGGGCUGCUCCACGGCCAACGGCGCCAUCUUGCCGCCGAGGAUCUAUGCGGUGGAUCAGGAGGAGGAUCGGAUGUUGUUGGUCGAGCUGCAGAGCCUCGCGCGGGAGGCCGGCCUCGACGCCGGCGACGAGGAGCUCGGCAGAUGGAUCGUCGAUGAGGAGAGCGCGCUCGCGCGUCUCCCCAGGGAACCGGAGGAGGAGCAGCAGUGUCGGGUGAAGAUCGAGCUCGAGGACAGGUGGUCGGAGCGCACCGACGACGAGGACGGUAACAACGACGGCGCCGAGGACGAGGACGCCGAGGACGAGCCCACCGCCGAGGAAGCCGUCGGGCUGCUCUCCAGGGUGCUCACCUGGAUGGAGAGGGAACCCCUCGAUCCGGGACUCCUGCUGGCGGUCAGAUCGAUGCGCGAUACCGCCGCACUUAUGGCGAGCAAGAUGGGCCUGACGGGGACGCAUCCGAGCGGGCUUCCCUUCUUCUGUCCGAACGGGGACCACCUGACGCAACCUCCACCUGCUCACAUGGGCAUACCGCCGUAUGCGCCACUGGACGCGGGCAAAGCAGCCGCCGCGGCCGGUGAGUACCACUGGCCAUCAGUCACCCAAGGGCAGCCACCCGAGCAGCCCUGGAAACAUCUUCUAACCGCAGCAGCCUCCACAGGUCUCUCGAGAGCACCAAUGUACCCGUUCUCGACGAGCCAGUACCCGUAUCCCAUGCUUAGUCCGGAAAUGACGCAAGUCGCCGCUACGUGGCACACGCCGAGCAUGUACCCCAUCUCGCCGGCGAACGCCGGCUUCCGAAGUCCGUAUCCCACGAGUUUACCCAUCACCAGUUCCAGUUUAUCAAGUGAUCUCUACCGGUUUUCGCCGACCGGCCUGAUGCCCCCACACCCAGGACUGAGUCCGCACGCACACGCACUGGCGUCGCACGCGCUGGUGUCCUCGGCGCCGAAGGCGGAUCACUCCACCCUGGAUCACAAUCACAGGUCUACGAUAGAACAGAAAAACUCGACGUCGUUGCCCACGGACAACGCGAAAGCCCAGGACACGGGUCAGCAGAACAAUCAAGAUAAAAAGAAACCCCAUAUAAAAAAGCCUUUGAACGCAUUUAUGCUGUACAUGAAGGAGAUGAGGGCGAAGGUGGUAGCAGAAUGUACCUUAAAAGAGAGUGCCGCAAUCAACCAAAUAUUGGGAAGACGAUGGCACGCGCUAGGGCGAGAGGAACAGGCCAAGUAUUAUGAGUUGGCGCGACGGGAGAGACAGUUGCACAUGCAGCUGUACCCUGACUGGUCUUCCCGCGCAAAUACCAACCGAACUAAGAAGAGGAAGCGCAAACAAGACACAAACAGUGAUCCUGGAGGUAACAACAUGAAGAAGUGCCGCGCCAGGUACGGAUUAGAUCAGCAAAACCAAUGGUGCAAACCUUGCAGACGUAAGAAGAAAUGUAUCAGAUACAUGGGGGAGGGAGGAGACGGCGACGGCGAAGCUGACGGUGAAGGCGAGGACGACCACUCGGAGGACAAUCUCGGCAGCGUAGGGGAAGCAGGCACUCCCGAGGACGACGAGUCCCUGAGCAGUCCCGGAGGCCUAUCCGCGUUGUCUAGUCUGGCGAGCCCGUCGUUGGUCCUACCAUCGCCCUCGAGCCUAGCCAGCCCGUACCCGUGUCCGUUGACGCCCCCCGUGCCACCACCGCCCCUGCCGAACACGAGCCAGCACAAUCCGGCGACCUCGACGACAACGGCGGCAGCGGUGGCGGUGACGACGGCCGCGACGACAGCGACGGCGACUGCGACGGCGGUGGUACAGCAGCCACCCCCGCCACCUCAUCGCAAUCCCGUCGGCACGAAUCCGCACGACAUCAACAAUCCGCUCAGCGUCAACCAGCUGACCGGACAGUGUAUAAAGAGCGAGCCCGCGCCCUCGGGCCCCUCCAACCCGGCGAUCAGUGUUGCGUAGCCCUGGGCGGACCCACGUGACCGGACUGUUGCAACACGCGGAGUCAUCUACGGGGUCCAUCUACGUAUACACACUACGAGGAGGCACAAGAUGUAUCGCCGAGAGACUGUGCGGUUCUUUUUCAUCUUCCACGUGUUCGAUAUUUUCGAUUCACAAGACGAAAAUCCGCCCUCGUGUCUGCGCUAGCCGUAAAGUACGCGGUAAGACGUAAGCUGAUUGGCCGAGCACAGUCGAUUAUUCUUAAACUGUAUGAAAUGAUCUGAUCGGUCAGUUGGGUUCACUGCUUACGUCUCUUGUCGAAUAUUUUACGGCCAUUGCAGACGACGGUCUCUGAAAGAGAGUUCCUUCGAAGUUUAUUCGCAGCAGCGGAGGGUAACUCAGAGUGUCACUCUGUGAAAGCAGCUUGGAAUCGCGCGUUGAACAUGCGCGAUACGUCGAACACACCGAGCACACAAUUGCAACGGUAUAUUAAUAGCGAUCGAUUUUUUGUUACAUGCGACAUCUCGGUGCAAUGUGUAAUCCUUUUUACCAGUUUACCAGGCGGAAAGUGAGAGAAGGCGUGUUAUAGUGGGAUCUUUUGUUACGGUUGUUCUGCGUGCGUUCGUUUAUGGAGGAUGGAAGCAGCUUCUUUUUUUUUUUGUAAAAAAAAGUAAAAUAAAUGUGUUAAAGGAGCAUUUGUUGCGGCGCAUGGGAAAGUGCAAUGAAGAGAGGUCUCGAGCGAGCGAGCAAGCGAGCUAGCGAGAGAGAGAGAGAGAGAGAGAGAGAGAGAGAGAGAGAGAGAGAGAGAGAGAGCCGAAGAUCUGGCGUGUUUCUGCGCCACCACGAAAAACGAAAAGUAUAGACGGUUACGCCAGUAUACACGCGAACGUCGAUGAAAAUGAAUUCCCUCCCCCCUCCGCUCUCCCCCUUUGCUUCUCUCCCUUUUGCAAUGUGUUCUUUUUCCUGUAUCUUUCUUUCUCUUUUGUUCCUUCCCACCCUCUCUGUCGUCCGACUGAAUAGAUCAUACACGGUGUCUGUGCAGCGGGGUAACACGACAGCCGCUGUGUGAAGAAGAAAACGCGUCGCAGAGUGUAGCAUCAAAUUGAAUGUGCCAUAACAACACCCAAUGCCAAUAUUACCGAUAAUACAUAUUGUUUUUAUAUUACGACCCGUCGAAGAACGUCGUCUGUUCUGUCAGUUAGUCAGUGGAACCACAGGGCUUAUCGACGCGAAUUUUUGCCCUCGACCUCUUUUUUUUUUUUCCUUCGCUUCAACCACCGUUCUCCCUCUCCUCUACCUUCCCGCCUUCUUCGUUUACUGAUCGAACUCGUCGAGCAGACUGAAAACUCAUAACUAACGAGGAAGCGUGUGCAAGCGUCUCUCUCGUCGAUUUCAUUGGGCUUUGGAUAUGUCGUAGGCAACAGCUGUUCUACAUUGUAUCCACAGGCUGUGAGUACGUUUUGAGGGCAAUCUAAAACUGAUGUAGUAACUUCCAUGAUGUACGUUUUAUACGCGAACACACAGCAUAGAAUCGAUUUAAUCAUUUCCGCUGGUGCGAUUAUCCAUGUUAUAUGUAUAGAUAAUUAUGUAAUAUGGCAUGUAACAUUAAUAGUCGCAACAUAGAGAAUUACCACGUCGACUUUACCCCUGGUCGUGUGCGAACGUAGAUCACGGGUGUCACCAAUUCGACUUUAGAUUGCCAUGUAAACGCGGUCCGUGUAAACCCGGCGGAGGAGGGACGCUUCCAAAUAUUUCUCUGUAAGAAGCUAGCUUCACGGUAAUAUCGUAAGCCUCAUCCCGAUCUCGCUCGUCGAACGUUCUGUAUGUUACCGAGAGGAAGAGACGAAGGGGACCGAGUGAAACCGUGAGCGUGAAGAGAGAAAACGCGAAUUCACCCGUAGUUCGAAGCACUCGGGCGAAUCCAUCGUGGGCGAUGAGAAAACGAGAAGGAGAGAAAGAAACACGUAGACUCCGGGAAGCGUUCGAUCGAGGAAGCGAAGUAUCGCUCUGUCGAGUGAAUACGAGGCAAGGACGACGACCAGCGGACGUCUCACGAGAGGAGCACGGAGAGAAGAAGAGGCGGCGGAUCAGCGACAUCACCACCACCACCGGGGUCGUACUGACAGACGUAGCCAGUAGACGAGAAUACAAGACUCGCGAAGUCGUGCGAUGUAUUAUUGUAUGCGUGUGCGUGUAUGCAACGAUGACUGUACGAGGAGGGUGACGCGAGCGGAAGCGACGGUCGACGGACAAUCUGACACACAUCGACGAUCGCUCCUUUGAACACUGAGGUUGAUGAAGAUCCUCUUCUAAGGAGGGGGAUAUCGAUGGUAUUCUCUGAGCCCGCUCGCGUCGCGCUACCUCCUCCUUCACUUUGCUUAGGAACGAGACUACGUCGCGAAGGAUUCGGCGACGGCGGCGAAGUGUCCACGGUGACACCGGGAGUUACGUUCGAUAUCUCGCGGGGGACAUUGUUGGUGCAAGGAUACGCGCGUGCUUCCGGGAGAAUGCGAUCCUCGGCGGGCAGACUCGCUCGAUAUGGCCUAUAGUCCGCACGAGAGAAGGGUAUAUCCGAGAGAGAAAGCCGUAGGCGCGCGUCGUUAAUCCCGCGAGUCGCCGACGAUACUCCCCCCCCCCCCCUCUCUCCCCUUAUUAGCGACGAAAUGGAAAGGUCCUCGAGCGGACGAGUCGGAUUCGUAGCUCGUGUCUCGCUUCAAGGAGUGGUUGUACCAUAUUGUAAAGUAUCAAUCGACAGUUCUCAGCUGCGUUGUACAGUGUUUUCUAAGUAUCUAGUUAAUAGCGUGUAAUUGAGGAGAAACAUUGUAUUUACACUAAUAAGUGAUCUGUAUCAAAUUCAUUCUCGUAUAGCCUGUACUCUUACUCAUGUAGAUGCUAAAAGUGAUUUGUGUCAUAAAGAAAAACCUAUAAAUAAAAUUAGCACUUUGAGAAUGU